GGAGGAACUGUUGUCAUGUCCCAAGACAUAGAAAAGGACGCUAACUUCACUUUUAAUCGUUCUUGGGUCGAAUACCGAGAUGGUUUUUAUCACGGUAAAAAUAAUAUUUGGGCGGGUCUUGAAGUUAUAAAUUUAUUAACUACACGAAGAUUUCAUAACAAGUUUCAAAUAAGUGCCAUUAUUUUUGACCCUAUAGCUGUCAUAAAACAGAAGAAAUUUCUGAGAACAACUUUUACUGGCUUUAAGGUAGAUCACGAGAAUACUCAGUUUUUAAUGACGUAUGACUUCAUUGAAAUUUCUACUGAAUAUCAUUUAGGUGAAAUGUUGAGAACUCUUAACAAUUCACGAUUUAGUACCUAUGACCGUGAUAAUGACCAUAUGGCAAUAAAUUGUGCGAUGAAAUACGGUGGAGGAUGGUGGUAUAACAACGCUGGU
This is a messenger RNA of Lottia gigantea (owl limpet), 435 nucleotides long. RefSeq lists its product as hypothetical. The transcript has a single exon. Lineage: Eukaryota; Metazoa; Mollusca; Gastropoda; Lottiidae. The annotation marks the transcript as partial. The record is from RefSeq and is a predicted model, not a curated record.